This is a messenger RNA of Frankliniella occidentalis (western flower thrips), 4676 nucleotides long. Its product is annotated as ethanolaminephosphotransferase 1. Gene Ontology annotation, molecular function: ethanolaminephosphotransferase activity. Gene Ontology annotation, biological process: phosphatidylethanolamine biosynthetic process. The transcript has 9 exons. The coding region runs from base 227 to 1408 and encodes 393 amino acids. NCBI's taxonomy places the organism in Eukaryota, Metazoa, Arthropoda, Insecta, Thysanoptera, Thripidae. The record is from RefSeq and is a predicted model, not a curated record. Gene Ontology annotation, cellular component: endoplasmic reticulum membrane; Golgi apparatus.
CGACCAAUGACGACUUGAAUCAUGGAUCCCUAGUGGAUCUCUCAACGCAACGGACGGGACAGCACGGCGGUUCUUUUUUUCCCGAGGGAGCACAAUGUGUGAAAUUAAGCACCUUGUUUUGAUCUAGUAAAAGUUAGAGCUGACGUUUAUUCUGAAUCUUAUGUUGAGCUGUCAAUGUGGUCAUCAUUAUUCUCCCUCUGUGUAAGAAGCGGUUUUGAUCAUCGUUAUGGGUAACUUCAAGCUCAUAGAUCAUGAGUACCUAUCACCACAAGAACUGGCCGGAUUUGAAACUUAUAAGUAUAGUUCAAUAGACAGUAGCCCUAUUGGAAAAUACAUCACACACCCAUUUUGGAAUUUUGUUGUCAAGUUUUGCCCAACAUGGAUUGCUCCCAAUGUUCUCACCUUCUCCGGCUUUCUCCUUACUGUGGUGAACUUUAUCAUGUUCGCUUACUAUGAUCCUAAUUUCUAUGCAUCAAGUAUUGAUAAACCUGAUGCAACCAUUCCUCGUUGGGUCUUUCUGCUAGCAGCCAUUAAUCUCUUUUUGGCUCAUACUUUAGAUGGUAUUGACGGCAAACAAGCAAGGCGGACUGGAACAAGUGGUCCUCUAGGGGAGCUUUUUGAUCACGGCUUAGAUUCAUGGUCUUCAGCCUUCAUUCCCAUAUGCUUAUAUUCAGCAUUUGGUUGCUCUGAUCUUACAACUUUCCGUAUGUUUUUCUGUUUAUGGAAUGUCUUCUUCAAUUUCUACACUUCUCAUUGGGAAAAGUAUAACACAGGAGUAUUAUUUUUACCCUGGGGCUAUGAUGGGGCGAUGAUCGUUGUCAUAUUUCUUUUUACUAUUACUGGUAUUUUUGGUCAUGAAAUGUGGUACUUUUCACUGUGGAAUGGUUUUACUGCUAGUCAUCUAUUUGAGUUCCUCUUCUAUUUUAGUGCAUUAAUUACAAAUGUACCAGUGGUACUGUGGAACAUAUAUCUAUCCUAUCGAGAUCGCACUGGCAGGAUGAGGCCAGUUGUUGAAGCUGCGAGACCUCUGUUUCCUGUUUUUAUACUAAUGGCGAUUUCUACAGUAUGGGUUACUCAGUCACCAAAUGACAUUGUUUCAACAGAUGCUCGAAUAAUGUUUUUGUUAGUUGGAACUCUAUUUUCAAAUAUAUGUUGUCGGUUAAUUGUUGCACAAAUGAGCGAUCAGCGUUGUGAUUCAUUCAAUUUACUCUUGAUUCCUUUAACUGCUGUUGUUGCUUGUGUGUGGCUCCUCCCUGCAAACCGAUCUCUCCUCGUGGAGGAGGGCCUUCUAUACUUGCUCACAGCAUUUGUUAUCUGUGCGCACACUCAUUAUGGAACAUGUGUAGUCAGGCAAAUGUGUAGGCACUUCCAUAUUGAUUGCUUCCAUAUUCGACAACACUCAGAAUGACUAUUAGCCGACAACAUGUGUUAAAUGGUUAUUUAUAAUCAGAUUAAUUCCAAGAGCAAACUUACAGGCAAUAAACAAUUAACCAACCAAAGAAAUUAUGCACAUAUGUAUUAGAGUAGAUUAUACUUGUGACCUAGCUUUUGAAACACUUUUUCCAUUCAGUGCUGCAGAUCUCAUGGAUGAGGUAUGUAACAAUUCUGAGCAUUUUUCCUUUGGUCUUCUCCAGUCUAAUCUAAUCUUUAUAAAUUUUGAUUAUAUUUGUGAAUUUUGAUUUUGCGUAAUCUAUAAAACAAAAAAGGAAUCCUAAAUUAUUUUUUUUAAUACUGAAAAUACUAGAAAUAGAAUUGAUUUCAUUGUAUCCAAAUGCUUGUGAUUCCACUGUUAAGGAUGGGACAGUGAGCAGAGGGGAGGGGAAGAAAGAACCAUACCCACUUUGCGAUGUAUUUGACAUACUUGCCUAUUGUUUACACUCAUGUCAUAUCAUAACUUUUUUUUCUCCCACAACUGCGUUCUGUGUUAUAACUCAUAUUUAUGUUGUCACUACUGUUGCUAUUAUCAGCACUGAUAUUUAAAUAUCCUCUAGGUAUUAGCUCAGCAGUAAUUCUCAAAGUUUUCGUACCUCAAUAACCUGAACUGAAUUUUACAGAGCUCAGAGCUGUUCUGGUUUUGUUCCAUUUUUUUUUUUUGUCCUGCCCUGUACUUAUUUAGUUUCAUAGGCAACGGUAAAUCUAGAAAUUUUGUCAAAGUAUGUAUUGUAAUUCUUCCAUCUAAACAUUUCUCCUGUGUCAUACAUGUGUGUUUGCUUUUCUCCUUUCACACAGUCUUCUAUUUUUAUGGUAGAAUGCAGAUAAAUUCCAUAUUAAUAAAGUUAAGUGGGUUUUUUAUGUUGGUAGUUUAUUAAUUGUUUUGGGGGAUGACAAGAUUUAUAAAAUACCCUGAUGAUCUCUACUAAGAUUUUCUGCACUUUGUAUGAUGAAGGAACUGUGUCUCUGAUUUUAUCUGAAGUGGGUAUGUUCCAGCUUGCUAGCUUCCUGAACUCAUGAUUUUUCACAGCUGGUAGAAUGUGCUUGAAUUUGUGAUUGAUAAACCACGUCACCUGACAAAAUUACUCACCUUCUUCUUUCGUGGAGAUGAUAGAAAAUUAGGUAUCAAUUUUUUAUACUUGGUGAACUGUGUGCACUUCAUUCUUUUUAGAGCUUUAAUUGAUUUUUCCGGUUGGAAAGUUUAUUUUUGAGACUUUAAUCUAGAUCAUUGUGUUAUUCCAAAAAUCUCGUACCUAUGUAUAAUGUGUGUCUAUCUUAAGCUCUGAUCAGAUCUGUGUGGGAAUAAUUCAUACUCAAUAUUUGUAUUUCAGUGUGUUAGUGACAACCUCAAGGUAUAGUACAAUAGCCUCUUUAUUUUAUUGGUCAACAAACAUAGUCUGUACCUGAAAUUUACCAAAUUGCUGUAAAACAAAAACAACAGUUGUAACUUAUUGAGAAUGGUUCUGCAUAGAGCCUGUAUGGUUGUUUUCUUAUAUUGUGGGGGACUGCUUAAAAAAUCGUGAAUGCCUUCUGUUUUUAAUUUGACUUAUUAUCAAAUUAAUCCAAUUUUGUCUUCUGCUUAGUCACUAAUGAUGAGUACCACUUACUAAAAGUUUAGGAACAGUACCUGUAUUUUUUCCUGUGUUUUCAAAAUCCUACCAGAUUGUGAUGUACAGGUUAAUAUUGAUUGCACAGGGUGUUUCUCAUUUGUAUGUUUAAGCAUGGUUUAAGUAUAUUUUGCCGACCUUUAGUUCCUGGAUUGAUGUUUCUAUUUUUGAGUUGUAUUGUGAGUCAGACCCAUGUCAAAGCAGUGUUGCAGGUUUGCCUAUCUUUGGGGCUGUUGUGCCUUAACGUUGGAGCAAGUAGGUAAACAAACUUGCAUGUUUCUGUGUUGUAGCCCUGACACACCGUACAUCCUUCUUGAAUGCUAUGCUGGCACCAAUAGGUUCUGUUUGAAAAGAGUGUGAUGGAUUUGGAACAAUGUAAAACUUGUUCAGGAACUUAAUUUUCACCCUUUUUAAGCACCAUGGUGUAUACAAUUAUUGCCGAAGAAUUCUCAAAUCACACCGCACCUAGAUUAAAUGAAGAAACUCUUCCGCUCUACAUUCUGCAAAACAUUUGAGUGAGUUGUGAUUUUGAUUCUUCUUCCUCCUUUUUGUUUAUACCUGCUGCCAAUUAAAUCAUUUUUGUCCUUCUUUAAAACCUAUUUAAUUUAGUAUCUACCUACUUCAAGUCAUAAGUAAAGUCUAUGACCCUCCUGGAAAGAAAUGUGUUGUUUUUUUCUGGUGUAAGGAAGAAAGGUCUUUAAUGCAAUGAACUUUUAUACUAGUGUUGUAAAUAAUUAUUUUUAAUUGCUAUGGAUUUGUUCAUGUUGCUUUAGUGUUUGUUUCGUUUUGUCUUCUGCUUUUUAAGACAUAAACCUUUUUGUUUGCUCUUGGUUGACACAUGUUGUCCCUCGGACGUUUACUUUUAUUUGGUUCUGUGCCAUGUUGUGUGCCUGUACCAUGUUUGUAUUUUGAAAUACUUUGGAUUUCAGUUGCAGUUGUGUGUACUUGUCUUUGUUUUCUUAAGUAAUUCCAUUUCUAGUGUUAACGAGGCAGAAUGGUAAAAUAUUUUAUGGCUGUGUCUCUGUGUACAUAAGUCAAAAUGAUUUAUUAGAGGGUUGUUUCUAGAUGGUUCUCAGAAAAAACAAGUCAUCCCUAUUUAUCGAUUAUGGUACAAUUAUGUUAUUUCAGUUUUGUUUUCUUCAUCACCUUUCUUGUUGUUUAUUCUUAUUUCCAUCAUUGCAGGUUACAGUAGUAGUAUGCCCAACUUUGUCUAUAUAUAGUCAGUUUAUCAACUUCCUCUGAUGUAAUUACACACACACUAAAAAAAUAUUCUCACCUGAGUGCAUGCACUCAACCUCUUGCCCCCGCCCCACUCCCCUUUUUUAAGAUUAAAUAUUAGCAACAUUUUAGAAUUAUCUCAAGCGCUUGCACGCGCGCCUGUGUGUAUGGUGUGUUUGGUGUUUGAGUACGACUAAAAGAUUGGAAAUUUAUCACACUUAAACUGAUUUCCAAACUUUUGAAGUAUACUAGUAUACUGUAUUACAAACUAAUGUUUGAUGUCAAUGUCACUUUCCUAAGUUGUCAAAAAUGGAAACAGCUUAUACAUGUCUUGGUUCUCAUUCAAAGCAGUUGUAAUAUCAAGCUUAUUAAAUAUGUAUAUGUGUAUGGAACAGGUGAAUAAAUGUCUUGAAUUGUGAA